GAAUGCAUCCUCAGCACUUGUUCGUGCUCUCAAACUGCUCAUCGUUCGCACAAACAUAUGGAAUAAGGAGGAGGUAGGUUGAAAAGGGCUGGAGGGGCUUGAACAAUCAAACCCCGUUGGACACAAAAAGACGAAACGAACCCGACUCAAACUGGAAGGGCUCAGCGCAGCGUGGGUGCCCAGGGAUCCUCUUCCUGAGUGUGUGGAGAGUAGCGGCCAAAACCCAAGCGACAUGAACCACACCAAGGGCGGCCUGGUUAUCUUCACCGCCAACUCGCACCCGUCCAGCCGCGAGUUGGGGAAGAGGAUUGCAGAGCGAUUAGGUGUGGAGCUUGGCAAGGUGCAGGUGUACCAGGAAGCCAACCGAGAAACACGUGUGCAAAUCCAGGAGUCCGUGCGAGGGAAGGAUGUCUUUGUGAUUCAGACCGUGUCCAAAGACGUGAACACGACCAUUAUGGAGAUGCUGAUCUUGGUGUAUGCGUGCAGGACGUCUUGUGCCAAAAGCAUCACGGGCGUCCUCCCCUACUUCCCUUACAGUAAACAAUGUAAAAUGAGAAAGAGGGGCUCCAUCGUCUCCAAGCUUAUUGCCUCCAUGAUGUGUAAAGCAGGUCUUACACACCUGAUCACCAUGGACCUCCACCAGAAGGAGAUUCAAGGCUUUUUUAACAUCCCAGUAGACAACCUUAGAGCCUCACCUUUCUUGUUGCAGUAUAUCCAAGAAGAGAUCCCCGACUACAGGAACGCUGUGAUUGUGGCUAAAUCACCAGCUUCUGCCAAACGGGCCCAGUCGUUCGCCGAGCGCCUGCGCCUCGGGAUCGCCGUGAUCCACGGCGAGGCUCAGGAUGCGGAGUCCGACCAGGUUGAUGGGCGACACUCGCCACCCACCGUCAAGACCACUGGAGCCAUCCAUCCAAGCAUGGAGAUACCAUUGUUGAUUCCCAAGGAGAAGCCCCCCAUCACUGUGGUCGGAGACGUAGGCGGCCGCAUCGCCAUCAUAGUGGAUGACAUCAUCGACGACGUCGACAGUUUUGUCGCGGCGGCAGAGACGCUGAAGGAACGAGGAGCCUACAAGAUCUUCAUCAUGGCAACGCACGGCAUCCUCUCCUGCGACGCUCCCAGAUUCAUCGAGGAGUCGGCCAUCGACGUGGUUGUGGUGACCAACACCAUCCCUCACGAACUCCAGAAGCUCCAGUGUCCCAAGAUCAAGACGGUGGACAUCAGUAUGAUCCUGUCGGAGGCCAUCCGACGCAUCCACAACGGAGAGUCCAUGUCCUACCUUUUCCGUAACAUCGGAGUGGAUGACUGAAGGUUCUACACAUGCCAUUUGCCUUGUCAGACCUCAAAGCGUGCACUGUAUAAAGACGCAUACGCAUAAUACAAACACGCCCAUACAUUCAUGUCCUCCAUGUUUUUUUUUUUUAAAGAUCUCCAGAGUAGUCCAUAUGACUGAUAGCCCUGUUCAUGAAGUAAUGCUUUUCUUCCCGUGUCUGAACACGCACUGAUUCCAUGUCCACUACUGUCCUUCUUGUCUCAAGUAAAAUUCUUUUAUUAGUCUCACCCCUGUAUCUCCAAAAUCAUGCCAAUUGUUAGCAUUGUUUUCUUUCUCCACAUUGUUUGUAGUAUUUAUAGUUCCCCGCAAAGCAGCGGAUUAUUAUUAGCUUUAUAUAUUUUUAACUGAGCAAGCUUGUCAAAAUUUCAAAUCCUCAGUGUUUCAAGGCUAAUAGCGAUAAUGAAAUUGUAGUUUUUUUUUUUUAAGUUGUUUUGUUUAAUAAGAUCCACUCAAAGAUUCAGUUAGGUGGUCCGCCUCAUAUUUCUAGCAAAGGAGUUGUUUUCAGGAUAAUUAUCAGUGAAUGUCCUUAAAGAAAGAUUGUACCCCAAUGCACACUCGCAACACACUAAUACAAACACAGUCCUUCACCAAAUAAGUCAAGUCAUUCAACACACAUCUUGUUACAAACUAGGUUUCCCACUAGUUUUGCUUUGCGGGCGGAGACGUGUCCUGCUGCUUUGAAUUUGAAGACCUUUAGUCAGUUUGUUUUUAGCUGAUACAUGACAUUAAUGAUGACUCCUUCCAGCUAGAUGCAUUGACAAUUAAGUUUGCUGUAGCAAUAGCUACACGUGGGGUCAAAUCUACUAUUUGAUAAAUAUAAACUGGAAAUAACAAAUACUUGUUUGUAAUGUGCUCCAGAAGUACGACUACAAAAGUGUAUGUAUUUAACACUGUGCCAUUAUCUCCUCAAUACCUCCAUGUGUUUGAUUAUCUCCAAUGCCACAAAGCUGUUCAAUGUCCUGGAAUGACAUGGAAGUCAACGUGUCCUUCGUCACAUAUCAAUUGAUCCUCCACCCAAGUCAAUAUUCGCUUUUCAUCGAUAGUCUAAUGAAAAGUAAUUGAUUCAACGGCAUCAUUGCGUUUGUCCUUCAUUUCCAGUAAAGAAACACAAAGCUAGGAAGCUAUCACUGUUUUUCUAGCAAAUAAAUUGACUGAAGCUGGUCUUUGUCACGUUGCCAGUUGUGGUCCAAAAAAUGUUUUGUAUUUAUUUUCUGCACUAACUGAAUAAACAAGAAAUAAAGACUC
Messenger RNA from Syngnathus acus (greater pipefish), 2575 nucleotides. Its product is annotated as phosphoribosyl pyrophosphate synthase-associated protein 2. The record is from RefSeq and is a predicted model, not a curated record. Gene Ontology annotation, cellular component: cytoplasm; ribose phosphate diphosphokinase complex. Gene Ontology annotation, molecular function: magnesium ion binding; ribose phosphate diphosphokinase activity. The transcript has 11 exons. Gene Ontology annotation, biological process: purine nucleotide biosynthetic process; 5-phosphoribose 1-diphosphate biosynthetic process. Lineage: Eukaryota; Metazoa; Chordata; Actinopteri; Syngnathiformes; Syngnathidae. Bases 233 to 1306 code for a protein of 357 amino acids.